AUGGGCAUCGCCAAACGCCUGAGCUCGGUGGGGGCGGAGAACACGGAGGAGAACCGGCGCUGGUACCGGCAGCUGCUCUUCACCGCUGACAGCCGGGUGGACAACUGCAUCGGUGGGGUCAUCCUCUUCCACGAGACGCUCUACCAGAAGGCGGACGAUGGGCGUCCCUUCCCCCAGGUCAUCCGCGGCAAGGGCGCCCUCGUCGGCAUCAAGAACGGCAUCGUCCCCAUCGUGGAGCCCGAGAUCCUCCCGGACGGUGACCACGACCUGAAACACUGCCAGUACGUGACCGAGAAGGUGUUGGCAGCCGUCUACAAGGCGCUGAGCGACCACCACGUGUACCUGGAGGGGACCCUGCUGAAGCCCAACAUGGUGACGCCAGGCCACGCCUGCACCAAGAAGUACAGCCCUGAGGAGAUCGCCAUGGCCACCGUCACCGCCCUGCGCCGCACCGUGCCACCCGCCGUCCCCGCGUGGGCCGGCCGGCGGGACAACACCAAGGCGGCCCAGGAGGAGUACGUCAAGAGGGCCCUGGUUGGGGGAGACGUCCCCGAGACCAACUACCUGUUCAUGGGAGACUUCGUGGAUCGGGGUUUCUACAGCGUCGAGACCUUCCUGCUGCUGCUGGCCCUCAAGGUGCGCUAUCCCGACCGCAUCACGCUGAUCCGGGGCAACCACGAGAGCCGCCAAAUCACCCAAGUCUACGGGUUUUAUGACGAGUGCUUGCGCAAGUACGGCUCCGUCACCGUUUGGCGCUACUGCACCGAGAUCUUCGACUACCUCAGCCUCUCCGCCAUCAUUGACGGCAAGAUCUUCUGUGUGCACGGGGGCCUCUCGCCCUCCAUCCAGACGCUGGACCAGAUCCGCACCAUCGACCGCAAGCAGGAGGUGCCCCACGACGGCCCCAUGUGCGACCUCCUCUGGUCCGACCCCGAGGACACGACGGGCUGGGGCGUGUCCCCGCGGGGGGCCGGCUACUUGUUCGGCAGCGAUGUGGUGGCCCAGUUCAACGCCUCGAACGACAUCGACAUGAUCUGCCGCGCCCACCAGCUCGUCAUGGAGGGCUACAAGUGGCACUUCAACGAGACCGUGCUCACCGUCUGGUCUGCCCCCAACUACUGCUACAGGUGUGGGAACGUGGCGGCCAUCUUGGAGCUGGACGAGCACCUGCAGAAGGAGUUCAUCAUCUUCGAGGCGGCGCCGCAGGAGACGCGGGGGAUCCCCUCCAAGAAACCGGUGGCCGAUUAUUUCCUGUGA
Nipponia nippon (crested ibis) is the source of this 1257-nucleotide messenger RNA. NCBI's taxonomy places the organism in Eukaryota, Metazoa, Chordata, Aves, Pelecaniformes, Threskiornithidae. The record is from RefSeq and is a predicted model, not a curated record.